GUUCCAACUGAUCAGGGUGAAGGUGGGUGAAGGCGGCGACGUACACGGUACAGAAGAACUUCUGAGUUGGUUGGCGCACUGCACCUGCAUGAGGUGCUGUGGGCAUUGUGAGUGGUGUGGCAGGCUGCGAAAGGCUUUUCAGAGUGGCAGAUUGCUUGCUUCAGGUUCCUUGUCAAGUAUCCACAGGUUGGUCCACUACCAUUGCAAAUCAAAGAGGAGGCUCUGAGGCAAUGGUUGGUGGCGUUUGGAGCACCACCUCGAGCAGAAACAGUUUGCAGCCGCUGGCACGCUGCAGUUCGCUGGCAGCUCAGCCAUCCCUGAGGAUAAGGGCAGUGAAACUUCUAGCAUCUGGACUGAAGGUCGAGAAUAAGUCUCAGAUUGAGCACUAGGCAGCGAAGCAGGACACUACAACAGGACACUGCAAGAGAUCCGUCUAGCUACAUUGGGGGCCGCCUGUGAGUCCCCCAAGUCCACCUCUAGCUUGAUGCUUCCCCAAGGGAAAGUCUCCGCUGCUGGUGCAAAGCGACAGAAGCGGAGCGAGGGGCCGUGCGGUGCGCUGGAGCUCAACCCCCCGAGCAUGGCAACGGCCUCCGGACCGUCUGCGCAAGCAGCGAGCGCUGCCGGACAGCAGCACCGGUCCGCAGGGAGGUUUCCGCAGGGCACGUUUUUCUUCCGUGCGCACGUAGCAAGCCCUGAGGAGUCGGAACACGGGAAGCAUGCGGAGCAGGGAGUGGCUCUGGUGUUCAGCCCGGGGUUUCCGUCGGAGUUCGACCUGCUCUUGCCACCGCAGGUGCUGCAAAAAGCUGGCCUCCGGCCAAAGCCACCGCCGGACGAAGCGGGGCCGUCAACCUCAAGCGCAGGGUUCGUGGAGUACGGGCCGCUAGACUGCUCGGUUCAACUACAGCUAGCAGGGAGCGAAAGCAUCGUGACCGGCCGCUUGGAUGCAGCCGCCCCCCCUUCCUCUGGCCUGCCUGACCCCCCCCCUUCGACAAGCUAUGUCCCUCCAGAGUCAAUAGUGGCGCGUGUCCGCUCCAGAAGGAAAAAGAAUCGAGGGCUGGUAGAGCUCGUAGAUUACCAGGAGGCGGGCCCUGACGAAAAGCUUGAGUGCGGCUUCAUUGGGCCCCGGGGCCUGUUGGCUUGGGGGCUUGGAUUCGACGCAACCGGCUUGUGUCUUUUUCCCCUCAGCCAAGGGGGCCGAAACUUAGUGAGCGGAUUGACGUGACGCCUAUGAGAUGACGGAAGAUGGCACUUGACUGAUCUGUGGACGCCACAGCUUGUCUACAAUGAAUCAUGUAACGACAUAAGUAGACUGUUGUGCAGUAUAGUUUGUAGCAUAAGCGAACUCUUUAUCGGAAUGUUUACAACCUGGAGAUUCGGUAACAAACGAGGCCCAUCUGGAGCAUUGUAAGUUUUGUGAGCACAGCGAGAUAAGGACGUACAUGCAGUAUCUCCUUCAGUUGGAUUCUUGUCUUUGUGCCAACAAGGAAUUUGUGGUGCCUCAAGCACAAAGCCCAAGUCAAGCCAG
This is a messenger RNA of Klebsormidium nitens, 1525 nucleotides long. The record is from the annotation of a GenBank genome assembly. NCBI's taxonomy places the organism in Eukaryota, Viridiplantae, Streptophyta, Klebsormidiophyceae, Klebsormidiales, Klebsormidiaceae.